Messenger RNA from Clupea harengus (Atlantic herring), 2252 nucleotides. It is a transcript of the gene plppr1, whose product is annotated as phospholipid phosphatase related 1. The record is from RefSeq and is a predicted model, not a curated record. Lineage: Eukaryota; Metazoa; Chordata; Actinopteri; Clupeiformes; Clupeidae. Gene Ontology annotation, cellular component: plasma membrane. Gene Ontology annotation, biological process: phospholipid dephosphorylation; phospholipid metabolic process; signal transduction. Gene Ontology annotation, molecular function: phosphatidate phosphatase activity.
CAUUCUGGGGGGGUGACUCUGGUAUGAAACCUGUGCGUCUUGACGCGUAUUGCUCCUGCUUUCGUCUCCGUGCAGCAGCAAUCAUUUAAGAGCAGAGACACUUCAGUGCAGAUGUCGCGCUGGGGUGGUGACCACCACCAGACGCCCAGGGUCCCUCUCAAAUGACAUCUUGGUUUUUAGGGGCGACCAUUGACGCGACGCGUCCGUGGUUGUUUGUGACCCCCCUCUCUUUCACGGAUGAGUGAGUCUUCUGUGUGUGUGUGUGUGUCUGCGCACGGAAGCCCCGCCUCCUACUCUGCUCCGCUCCGCGUCUGUAUCAACCCCCUUUAGCAUUCACGAUAGCCUUGUAAUCGUUGAUCUCAAAUCAAGCACCGUGAGCACUGUGGCACCCAAAAGGUGAAGAAAACAAACAAAAAAAAGACACGAUGGAGUAGUGCGCGCGCACACCCGCCAAAGCAGCAGCCUCACGCGUUUUCUUUGAUGGAUUCACAUUUUCACUGGAUUAUUCAUUCAUUGCACGAUUGAGAGUCGGAGCGGAGCCAUCGCCAUGGCAUCAGAUAACAUGCAGCGCAGCUAUUCCGUCAUCCCCUGCUUCAUCUUCGUCGAGCUGGUCAUCAUGGCGGGGACGGUCCUGCUGGCCUACUACUUCGAGUGCACGGACACGUUCGGCCUCCACAUCCAGGGCUUCUUCUGCAACGACGCUGACCUGCUGAAGCCCUACCCCGGCGGGGAGGAGAGCAGCUUCAUCCCCCCCCUCAUCCUCUACUGCGUGGUGGCCGCCGUCCCCACUGGUGUGAUCUUCGUCGGGGAGAUGUCCAUGUUCAUCAUGAAGUCCACCCGCGAGGCGCUACUGGUCCAGGAGAAGACCCUGAUCACGGGGGAGUGCUGCUACCUCAACCCCCUCAUACGCAGAAUCAUCAGGUUCAUCGGUGUCUUCGCCUUCGGCCUGUUCGCCACAGACAUCUUCGUCAACGCCGGCCAGGUGGUCACAGGCAACCUGGCGCCCUACUUCCUCAGCGUGUGCAAGCCCAACUACACGGGCACAGAGUGCCGCUUCAACCACCAGUUCAUCACCAACGGCAACAUCUGCACCGGCCACCAGGGGGCGGUGGAGCGCGCCAGGAGGUCCUUCCCGUCCAAAGAGGCGUCACUCAGCGUUUACUCCGCCGUCUACGUCACCAUGUACAUCACGAGUACCAUAAAGACCAAGAGCAGCCGUCUGGCCAAGCCGGUCCUGUGUCUGGGGACGCUCUGCGCCGCCUUCCUCACCGGCCUCAACCGCGUGUCCGAGUACCGCAACCACUGCUCCGACGUCAUCGCCGGCUUCAUCCUCGGCAGCUCUGUGGCUCUCUUCCUGGGGAUCUGUGUGGUGAAUAACUUCAAAGGGGUGCACACGACCCCUUCGAAACAGAAGAUGGAGGAUUACCGCGGCAUUCCUCUCAUGACCUUCCCACGCGUCGAGAGCCCUCUGGAGACACUCAGCGCACAGAACCAUUCGGCGUCGAUGACGGAAGUCACAUGACUAAAGGGCCAACAGCACAGAGUGACCUUCGCUUCUCCUCAACACUUCUAGGCACAAAUGUUUUUGUACUGUGUCAUACUGUAUAAAGGACAGUAUUCUGUUGUUCUUAGUUAGAUGCCAAUGUUUUGUACAUUUUGUAUAAGAGAGUGUCGUAGUUUAACCAACCCCCUAAUUAUGUUAUGUUAGCUUUGGACUAUGAUUACUGUACAUGUCCAGGACAUAUGCCUUUUCUUGUCAUGUUUUACAUCACAAAGUACAUAUAUAUAUAUAUACGGUCUAUAUAAUGCCAUUGAAAUGUUGAUGUUGUUUAUGUGGUAUUUGUACAAAGAAUUUAUUUUGUUUCCUUUUUUUUCUGUACAUUUUUGAGAGGUCAUAUUUUGUAUUAUUUUGUUAUUAUCUGUAUAAAAACAUUUGGAUCCGAUUUGCCUGCCGUUAGGGUUGCCAACCCUGUUUUUUUUCAGGAAUGUUUUGGUAUUUCUAUUUUUGGUGUAAAGAAAAACCUGAGUGUGUGUGUGUGUGUGAACACAAACUCUGGAUUGUGACGUUUGUUUGUUUGUUUGUUUGUUUGUUUGUUUGUUUCCCUCAGCAUGGAAGUGCAGACCUGUUUGAAUAGCCAGUGACUUCUACCGUGUACAUUGUUCUAUUUUUGUUAAAGUUAGCAUUUCUUUUGGAAUGCUACGUAUAUUUUCCCUGGUUUGUCACCUUAAUAAAUAGUCUGUAGCGGAGUUUA